Messenger RNA from Sphaeramia orbicularis (orbiculate cardinalfish), 6467 nucleotides. RefSeq names its product focal adhesion kinase 1-like. Bases 1563 to 4982 code for a protein of 1139 amino acids. Gene Ontology annotation, biological process: protein phosphorylation; signal complex assembly. The record is from RefSeq and is a predicted model, not a curated record. Gene Ontology annotation, cellular component: focal adhesion; cytoskeleton. The transcript is spliced from 35 exons. Gene Ontology annotation, molecular function: protein tyrosine kinase activity; ATP binding. NCBI's taxonomy places the organism in Eukaryota, Metazoa, Chordata, Actinopteri, Kurtiformes, Apogonidae.
ACCUGUUUUGACCUGGUUCACUCCUGCAGGCUCAGAGUGCUGUGGGAAAGCUUCGGAGGAUCAGCUUCUCUCCCCUUUUUUUCAUCCUGUUUUCCGUUAUUUCCGCUUCUUCUCGUCUCUUCUCUACUCAUUCUUCAUUUCAUUGAUCAGCCUGUGUUCUUUUAACUGUCCUCCUUUUUCUUCUUCUAUCCUUUCCCUGCACUUGUUCUCUUUUUCCCCUGCUGCGUCAGUCACUCUCCCUCACUAUGCUCUAUUUCUCUACGCCCCUCUUUGCCCUACAUUCUCAUUUCUUUCUUCACUGAUGCCAGUUAUUCCUUUCUUCCUUCUCUCAUCCGACCUGCUGUCGACCAUGGACCACAUUGUGGAGUUCAAGAACAAACUACUUGUGGAAAUGGUGCUUUCAUGAUCCAAUACGGAGUCUAUCUUUUGCCAGUGGGUUGUCAGUGUUAUUUGGAUUUGGAUUAUUGACAUAGAAUACCAGACUCAGUGAAGUGAGAGUUAUGGCUGCAGGGAAGUGGCCGUCUCUGAAUUUCACAUCAAGGAUUGAUUAAUUGAAUCGUCAGCUCUCUACUGAAGACCUGUAUUCGAUAUUUUGUGUGGAUUUAUUGGACUACUGGAUGGCUUAAUGGGUGAAGGAAUCAUUCAUCAACCACAGAAGCCAGGCUUAAACUUCUGUUUGUGGAGGCUUAAACUGUGCUGAAGUGUCUUUGAACAACAACCUGACGUUUUUACCUCCUCAAGAGAUCUGUCCCCUUAAGGAGGAGAGAAAAAGUAGGGCUGCUUCAUAGGAAUCACUGCAUAUCCCAUUGCACAAUGGUAAAGGUGUUUCUGGUGGGUUAAAGGUCAUGACAUAUUGGAUGGACCUCAGUCUAAGACUGCUUCCUUGCAUCCUGACAUAAUACAAUGCUUUAGCUCGCUCUAGGAGAGAGAGUAACAUUCUUGUGACUUUUGUUUGUUGGAAAAUAUAUAGGCUACAUGUAGUAUUUUACUUAAUACUUUUGUCAAGAAAUCUGAUGUGCUGAUCAGCUAGGAUUCAGACAUGUACUUGUGGCUGUCAGAAGCUGAGUAAGACAUUUAUCUCUUAAAGGUGGAAAGAUUUGGAACAUCUCUAUCAGCUGGACUUGGAUCCUGAUAAUAGACGAAGAGCUGGAGUGGCUGCCAGGGACAGCAGAGACAUAGACUGAGUGCUAUAUUCACUCUUGUUGGGGUAUCUGCUGUGUCACCACAUUUACAGUACAAAGGAUAUUUGACAUCUUCUCUGGUCUUUUUCUGGGCUCUUUGCACAAGUUGGUGACCACCCUAGAUCUGUGUUUUCUGUGGCCGUCUUCUAAAGUUUCAUUGACAAACCACUGUAACAGAAUGCUAACCAGCAAAAGGUCUCAAAUUUUUUGGAUUUUUGUAUCUGCACUUUUUUUACCAUACUCAAAUUUGGCUACCAGGGAUUUGAAGUGGUUGCAGUAAUCCACUUUAAGAGCCAGUCCAAGGCUCUAUGCUGUUUUGGGGGCUCACUGGUUUUGUCUGGGCCCUUUGGCCAGACCAGGAAAAGCCCCCAUACAGAAAAAAUGGAGAACAGCGGCUGUAUCCCACUGUGCUGGAGCAAGGGGGCCUGCAUCUAUGCUCAACACCCAUUACCAAAAUAUGACGGCCAGUUAGCCCCGGCAGGACCAUCUGACUUAGGCAUGGCGUCGUCUUCCUACUUAGAACCCAACCUCAAUCACUCCUCGGGUGGUUGCGGGGUUAAAUCCCGGUCUGGGAUGCCGGGAGGUACGGGUGUUGGUACCAGUGGCUCAGCAGGAGGUCUUGAGCGACCUCCAGGCUCCAUGGACAGGGUUCUGAAGAUCUUCCAUUAUUUUGAGACAAACAGCGAGCCCUGUACCUGGGCUAGUAAUAUCAGGCAUGGUGAUGCUACAGACGUUAGGGGCGUUAUCCAGAAGAUAGCAGAGAUCCACAAAUUGCGCUGUGUGUCAUCCUUGGGUCUCCGUCUGACCCAUCUGCACUCUGACGCUCUCCAUUGGUUGCACCCUGACUUGGGUGUGUCUCACAUCAGGGAGAAAUAUGAGAAACAACAUCCACAGGAGGAAUGGAGGUAUGAGUUGCGGAUGCGGUACCUUCCUAAAGGUUAUCUCAGUCAUUUCUCUGAAGACAAACCCUCUCUCAACUACCUCUAUCACCAGGUAAAGAGUGACUACAUGCAUCAAAUAGCUGAUCAGGUGGAUCAAGAUGUUGCAUUGAAACUGGGGUGUUUGGAAAUUAGGAGGUUUUUCAGAGAGAUGCCAGGAAAUGCCCUGGAUAAGAAAUCCAACUAUGAACUACUAGAGAAAGACGUUGGUUUAAGAAGAUUUUUCCCCAAAAACCUCCUGGAUUCCCUUAAGGCGAAGACUCUUCGUAAACAGAUCCAGCAGACAUUUAAGCAGUUUGCUAACCUCAACGAUGAGCAGAGCAUCCACAAGUUCUUUGAGAUCCUUUCUCCCAUCUACCGCUUUGACAAGGAGUGCUUCAAAUGUGCAUUGGGGUCUAGUUGGGUAAUAUCAGUAGAGUUAGCUAUUGGACCAGAGGAAGGAAUCAGCUACCUCACAGAUAAGGGCUCAACGCCAACACACUUAGCUAACUUUAAUCAGGUUCAGUCCAUCCAAUACUCCCCAUUAGAAGAAAAGGACAGGAAAGGCAUGCUGCAGCUCAAUGUAGCAGGAGCUCCGGAGCCCCUUACUGUCACCACGGCAUCGCUGACUACAGCAGAAAAUAUGGCUGACCUGAUCGACGGUUACUGUCGACUCGUCUCUUCAGCGACUCACUCCUUCAUUGUCCGAGUCCACAAAGAGGGGGACAGAGCUCUUCCUUCUAUUCCAAAGGUUUCAAAUCAUGAGAAGCGGAUGGAAAAACGGAUGGACGGAGUACGGACCAGAGCUGUUUGCAUCUCAGGUCAUACUAGUGGCGAUGAAACAGACGACUAUGCUGAAAUCAUAGAUGAGGAGGACACCUAUACGAUGCCUUCGAAAUACUAUGGACUAGAUCAAGCACGAGACUAUGAGAUUCAGCGGGAUUGUAUCGAGUUGGGACGUUGCAUAGGCGAGGGGCAGUUUGGAGAUGUCCACCAAGGAGUCUAUAUCAGCCAGGAGAACCCGGCCUUAUCUGUUGCAGUGAAGACAUGUAAAAACUCUACUUCAGACAGUGUUAGAGAAAAGUUUCUCCAAGAAGCAUUGACUAUGCGUCAGUUUGACCAUCCCCAUAUUGUAAAGCUGAUGGGAGUAAUCACAGAAAAUCCAGUCUGGAUCAUCAUGGAGCUCUGCACACUCGGAGAGUUACGGUCGUUCCUCCAGGUGAGGAAGUACAGUCUGGAUUUGGCCACGCUCAUCUUGUACUCGUACCAGCUCAGCACAGCACUGGCCUAUCUGGAGAGCAAACGCUUUGUACACAGGGACAUUGCAGCGCGAAAUGUGUUGGUGUCUACGGUCGACUGCGUGAAGCUAGGGGAUUUUGGUCUGUCACGAUAUAUGGAAGAUAGCUCUUAUUACAAAGCUUCUAAAGGCAAACUACCUAUUAAAUGGAUGGCUCCAGAAUCCAUCAACUUCAGACGAUUUACCACUGCAAGUGAUGUCUGGAUGUUUGGUGUCUGUAUGUGGGAGAUUCUAAUGUAUGGCAUCAAGCCUUUCCAGGGCGUAAAGAACAAUGACGUAAUUGGAAGGAUAGAGAACGGUGAGCGACUGGCUAUGCCCCCUCAGUGUCCUCCUACGCUCUACAGUCUGAUGACAAAGUGCUGGUCGUAUGAUCCGAGCAAGAGGCCACGCUUCACUGAGCUCAAAACACAACUAAGCACUAUAUUAGAAGAGGAGAAAGUACAGCAGAAAGAGAGGAACAGGAUGGAGAUGAGGAGACAGGUCACUGUGUCUUGGGACUCUGGAGGGUCAGAUGAAGCACCACCGAAACCAAGUAGACCAGGUUAUCCCAGUCCACGCUCAAGUGAAGGUUUUUACCCCAGUCCCCAACAUCCGGGACACUACCAGAUGGCAGGAUAUCCCGGGCCUCACACACUCCCCUCGGUGCCCAGCGCCCUCUACCCCCCACAGGCCGCUAUGCUGGACACACACCACGCACACACACAUCCCCGACACCACGUUCACGCACAUUCGCAUGCACAGCACCUUCCUCUGCCUCACGGACAGGACAUGGCGGUGUGGGGAUCUGUGCUUGAGGACAGGGCAGUAGACAUGCAGCAGUGUGUAGGCCAGCAGUGUCUGUUAAUGGAGGAACAGCUGAUGAUACAACAACAGCAGAUGGAGGAGGAUCAGAGGUGGCUGGAACAGGAGGAAAGGCUGCUGAAACCAGACACCAGGAGUUCUAGAGGGAGUCUGGACAGAGACGACGGAGGCCUCCAACCACCAACCGGAAACCAGCACAUAUACCAGCCCGUUGGCAAACCAGAGCAUGCAGCACCCCCAAAGAAACCCCCCCGACCCGGAGCCCCAAGUCAAGUGGGCAACCUAGCCUGUCUGAAUACUGGAGACAGUUACAAUGACGGAGUGAAGCCCUGGCGGCUGCAACCUCAAGAGAUAAGCCCACCUCCGACCGCUAACCUGGACCGCUCUAAUGACAAGGUGUAUGAGAACGUGACGGGAUUGGUCAAAGCUGUAAUCGAGAUGUCGAGCAAGAUCCAGCCGGCUCCUCCAGAGGAAUACGUUCCCAUGGUUAAGGAUGUGGGUCUUGCAUUAAGGACGUUAUUGGCCACAGUGGAUGAGACUCUACCACAGCUUCCAGCCAGUACACACAGAGAGAUUGAGAUGGCACAGAAACUUUUAAACUCUGACUUGGCAGAGCUGAUUGGGAAAAUGAAGUUAGCCCAGCAAUAUGUGAUGACCAGUCUGCAGCAGGACUAUAAGAAACAGAUGUUGACGGCGGCUCACGCUCUGGCUGUUGAUGCCAAGAACCUGCUAGACGUCAUCGACCAAUCCCGGCUCAAGAUGAUGGCCCAAUCCCGCCCACACUAGCCCCUCAUCAGCCGAGCCGACCAGCAGGACUUGGUCCGCUAUUAAAAAAAGACAGCAUUUAUUGUGUUUACUGUUGGCAGCAGAGAAGUUAAAGACUCCUGUUACACGAUGGAGCUGACUGCUUUCCAUCGAAGGAGAAAACAACGGCUCUUAUAUUUUGAUAUAGUCUGUGAAGAGUUAUUAGAUGACAAAUCCCCUGCAACUUUAGGAACUACUAUGUGAACAAAAGUAAAGAAUUAAUUUGGGAUAAUUCUCUCCACCACUGUGACUUUCUUAAAACACGAACAGAGAAAAAAAACACAACUCCUUAAUCAGGGACUUGGCAGCUCCACUCUCUUUGGACUGGAACUUAACGAUGAGAGGAGGUUGGGUGAAGAGGAGUGGAUUUAUCUGGUAAGUUUUUAAACUGUGGAUCUUAACAUGAAAUGAGCCAGAUUCAUUGGAUCCCAGGUUUAAAAUGUGUCUGAACCUCUUAAAGAAGAAAUGCCAUCGUGUUUGUGGAUAAGUCUAUAUGGAAAACCACCUGAAAAAAGCCAUCAGAACCUGAUUAUUCCACAUUUGAUCUGCAUGAAACUUCAAGACGCCCACGUGAUUUGAGUCCCGGAGGAGCGGAUUAGACACCAACCAGCAGCCUGUUUAUAACGUGAUUUGGCUUCUGGAUGUGACCUUUCGCCUCAGCUGAAAUACCUCCAGCAUAUAUUCAACAAGCGGAUGAAACUACAUUUCCCAUCAGCUUUGGUCGUGUGUGACUCUGGCAAACAGCGGGCAGACGCAACAGAUAACAUGUCUCUUUCUCUUCCAUCCAUUCCUGUCUUCCUUCCGUCUCCCCAGGUUUUAUUUAUAGACACAGAAAUUGCAGAGGUGGAGACGGACGGAGAGAUGGGGAGGGGCAGAUUCAGACACUAUCCUUCCCUUUUUCCACUACAUUUUUUGUUUCAUUUCGUUCAUUCUCCCUCUCCUUCCUGCAGUCUUCCUCAGCUCCUACCUGAGCAGGUUUUUUAAACUCCAAAUGUGAAGAAUUUGACUGUCUGGGUAAACACCACAGACUACACGCACUCAGUAAAGCCAACUCUUUUUAUCAGCUGCCUCCAUGUUUUUGUGUCAUUUGGAGCUCUGUGUUUCUCCUCUUCACUGUCUGAUCGGAAACUGUAGGCAGAAUUUCAGUCCCAGCAUUGACUCUAAUGAGCGAAAAAGAAAAACAAGCACGGCGGUUUUGAGGCACUCGUGGGAGGAAGAAGAGGAGCUGGAUUGUGUCUCAACCUGUGCACUGAACUCUCCUACAGUCUCCGUUUAUCCCUGAUAUGAAACUGACAUCACACCACCCCACUGGUGUUCCAAAGUGAAUUCUCCUGGACACAAUAAACCACACAACUGGAACCUUUCUGCUUUGAGUCCCAGUAUCUUGUCAGGUGUAACACUUAAAAAAAAAAAAAAAAAAAAAAAAGUCCCUGCCUUGUGUCACCCCUAGCAACAAAGACACACCCA